UGCACGCCAAACAUCAAAGAACUGCACUGUAGCUGCAUAUGAGCUGAGACUAGAUCGACCUAGAAAUACACUGUACAUUUACAGCCAGGAUCAGGAGGGACUUUAAUUAAGCAGAUUUGUAGUUAGUUGACAUUACAAUCGCCCGAAGUAAAGUUCUGAAAUUUUAUUGGAUAUGUCUUCUUCAAAAUCAGCAGUAUUGAAGCUGGCCCUUGUGCAGAUGGCCGUAUCUGCCAACAAGAGUGAGAACCUGAGUCGAGCUGUGAGGAUGAUCGGUGAGGCUGCCCAGGCCGGAGCUAAGAUCGUUACCCUCCCUGAAUGUUUCAACUGUCCUUACGGCACCCAGUUCUUCCGGGAAUAUGCAGAGAACAUCCCAGGCAACUCCAGUCAAACACUAGCUGCAGCUGCCAAAGAACACAAGAUAUUUGUGGUAGGAGGUUCCAUACCGGAGGAAUCUGAUGGUAAGGUCUACAACACGUGCACUGUCUUCGAUCCAACAGGAACCUGCAUUGCUAAACACAGAAAGAUCCAUCUCUUUGACAUCGAUGUGCCAGGAGGUAUUACGUUCAAAGAAUCGGAUGUUCUCAGUCCGGGAUCAGACUUGACGACUUUCACUGCAGAAAAUGUAAAAGUUGGUGUUGGAAUCUGCUACGACAUGAGAUUUGCAGAGUUGGCUCAACUGUAUUGCAAGAGAGGCUGCCACCUACUGCUAUAUCCAGGAGCCUUCAAUAUGACAACGGGCCCCGCCCAUUGGGAACUCCUCCAACGAGCAAGGGCCCUUGACAAUGAACUCUACGUUGCUACCGCAUCCCCCGCCAGAGACGAAGGUGCAGGCUACGUGGCCUGGGGACACAGCACAGCGGUCAACCCAUGGGGAGAACCGAUAGGAAAGGCAGGAGCAGGGGAGGAGAUCGUCUACGCAGAUAUCGACAUUAACGCCGUUGAGAAGAUGCGUACCCAGAUACCCGUCAUGCAUCAGAAAAGACCAGAUCUCUAUGAAGUUAAGGAUGUGAGCGAGAAGUAAAUUGGCAACAAGUGUUCACAAAUCUAUCAAAAUUUAUUUCGGAUAUGAUAUCGGAUACAAUUUAAGCUCAUUACAAUGAGGUCAUUGGGACGAUGAAAAUAACCUUGUUAUACCAGGUAUCUUGUUAUGAUACAGUGAAACCUGUCUAUAAAGACCACCCAAGGGAGACAAGAAACGUGGUCUUUAUAGUCAGGUAUUUUUUAUGUUCAGAUUCCUAUAGUACAUGUUUCAAUGAGAAUACAUUUUCAAGGGAAACAUGAAAUAUGUGGUCUUUGUAGACAGGUGGUCUUUCUAUACAGGUGGUCGCUAAAGUAUGUUCGACUGUAUCAGAGCACCUUAUAAUGAGUUUCCACUGUACCCGACAUAUGUCAGAAGACAAGACCAAUAUGAAAUCAAGGACACGAGUGAGAAGUUAAUCGGCAGUGCAAUCAUUGUGCAUCAGUGAAUACAUGAAAGUCGUUUUUUGCGCACAGUUACCAUUCAUUUACUUGUAAAAAAAUCUGUGGCGGCUUUUUUAUGGCAUAUCUGAACAAGUCUUUAGUGUAUUUUAUUAUUGAAACCAUAUUUUGUACCAUAUUUUAUGGAGGUAGGGUGUGUCCCAUGAUUAAAAAAUUACAAUUUUGUUGAACUGUUGUACUAUAGAUAUAAUUGGGGUCAGUGCCCCCCCCCC
This is a messenger RNA of Strongylocentrotus purpuratus (purple sea urchin), 1691 nucleotides long. RefSeq names its product omega-amidase NIT2 (gene nit2). Gene Ontology annotation, molecular function: omega-amidase activity. The coding region runs from base 173 to 1021 and encodes 282 amino acids. The transcript is spliced from 9 exons. The record is from RefSeq and is a predicted model, not a curated record. Gene Ontology annotation, biological process: L-glutamine metabolic process; oxaloacetate metabolic process. Gene Ontology annotation, cellular component: mitochondrion. Lineage: Eukaryota; Metazoa; Echinodermata; Echinoidea; Camarodonta; Strongylocentrotidae.